Lathyrus sativus (Indian pea) is the source of this 1086-nucleotide messenger RNA. The record is from the annotation of a GenBank genome assembly. NCBI's taxonomy places the organism in Eukaryota, Viridiplantae, Streptophyta, Magnoliopsida, Fabales, Fabaceae.
AUGAAGGCAUUGAUUUUGGUUGGAGGAUUUGGAACAAGGUUGAGGCCAUUGACACUCAGUGUUCCCAAGCCUCUUGUUGAUUUUGCUAACAAGCCUAUGAUUCUGCACCAGAUAGAGGCUCUUAAGGACAUUGGAGUUACUGAAGUGGUGUUGGCUAUCAAUUACCAACCAGAGGUGAUGUUGAAUUUCUUGAAGGAUUUUGAGAAAAAACUCGACAUCAAAAUCACUUGCUCUCAAGAAACUGAACCAUUGGGGACUGCAGGUCCCUUGGCUCUAGCCAGAGAUAAGCUGAUAGAUGGUUCUGGUGAGCCUUUUUUUGUUCUCAACAGUGAUGUUAUCAGUGAGUAUCCGCUUAAAGAAAUGAUAAAAUUCCACAAAUCCCAUGGAGGAGAGGCUUCCAUAAUGGUGACAAAGGUUGAUGAGCCAUCAAAAUAUGGUGUAGUUGUCAUGGAAGAGACCACUGGCGAGGUUGAGAAAUUUGUGGAAAAACCGAAGUUAUUUGUUGGUAACAAAAUCAAUGCUGGAAUAUACCUAUUGAACCCCUCAGUUUUGGAUCAUAUUGAACUGAGACCCACUUCUAUCGAGAAAGAGGUUUUUCCAAAGAUUGCAGCAAACAAAAAGUUAUAUGCAAUGGUUCUGCCAGGAUUCUGGAUGGACAUUGGACAACCAAGGGACUAUAUCACAGGCCUGAGACUCUACCUGGACUCACUGAGGAAAAACACUUCUUCCAAGUUGGCCAGUGGCCCUCACAUUUUGGGGAAUGUAAUUGUGCAUGAGACAGCCAAAAUUGGAGAGGGAUGUCUCAUUGGACCUGAUGUAGCAAUUGGCCCCGGCUGUAUUAUUGAGUCAGGUGUCAGGCUUUCAAGCUGCACUGUAAUGCGAGGAGUUCGGAUUAAGAAGCAUGCUUGCAUAUCCAGCAGCAUCAUUGGGUGGCAUUCCACUGUGGGGCAAUGGGCUCGUGUGGAGAAUAUGACUAUCCUUGGAGAAGAUGUCCAUGUGUGUGAUGAAGUUUACAGCAAUGGUGGUGUGGUUUUACCCCACAAGGAAAUCAAAACAAGCAUUCUGAAUCCAGAGAUAGUCAUGUGA